Molecule: messenger RNA, 2037 nt
Organism: Parathielavia appendiculata
Lineage: Eukaryota; Fungi; Ascomycota; Sordariomycetes; Sordariales; Chaetomiaceae
Exons: 2
Coding region: 1-2037 (678 amino acids)
Biological process (GO): chromatin organization; regulation of DNA-templated transcription
Cellular component (GO): nucleus
Molecular function (GO): DNA binding; chromatin binding
Source: RefSeq, a predicted model, not a curated record
AUGACAGAAUCAUCGGACUCGGAAGCUCAGAAAGAUGAGAUGGAGAAGAACACGUCACAGCUGGCUGCGGGUCCAGCUCCGGCACCCACCGAACCUGCAGCAACAUCCGCCGUUUCCUUCCAACCUACCCGGCCCCUGUACAUUCCGCAGUUUACCGCAGCUACCCAGAUGAUUCUCAAACGGAUGAAGGGCGAGCCCAGCAGUCUUAGUGCGGCCUUGUCACAAGCCGCUCGUUCCCCGUCCCUCACAGCCGGCAUUCCCUCGGCAACUUAUGAAGAUGUCAAGAGGCGCCUAGUCAUGGGCAUGACCACCUCGACCCAGAUGACGAUACAAAUGCCCGCCGCACCCCCUAUCCGGGUCCCGUCAUCUGCUCUUCCAGCGCCCAGAACAGCCGCUGCAAGACCACCGAGCAGCACAGUCGGCAUGAGCGCCAUCAGGAAGGUUACGGCUGGCCUGACAGCCUCCUCCAAGCCGUUGCCUAUCAAGCCCGCCAUCUCCAAGAUAAAGACUCUUUCCUCAGAAAGCAAGAUCAAGAAGACAAAACCCUCCACCGGCCCGCGUGGCCCCAAACGCAAACGCACCAAGUCUCAAGCCGUCGACGACGACUCUGCCGACGAAGCAGCCUCAUCCCCCACCACCUCCUCCUCCAGCAAUUCAUCCACCCCUGAACCCCCUACCUCAACCCACUUCGAUAGCAACUCAACCACGUUUUCCACCCCCCCAAUCCCGCUGACAAUGACCAAAUCCGGCCGCCAGGUCCUCAAGCCAGCCGCCUACAACCCGGCCGCCAUGGACGCCGCCAGCAAGCGGGCCCGCGUGCCCGCCCACCACUACGGCAAGCGCACCGCCGAGCAAGCGCUGUGCCGCAAGUGCAGCCGCAUGCACAGCCCUGCGGCCAACCAGAUUGUGUUUUGCGACGGGUGCAACGACGGCUGGCACCAACGGUGUCAUGACCCCUGGGUCGGGGACGAUGCCGUGCGGGAUGAGGGGCGGGCGUGGUUCUGUAAGACCUGUGCGUUGAAGCGGGAGCGGAGGGGGAAGGGCGAGCAGCAGGGUGGUGGUAACACUAAUACCAACGGUGGUGGUGGGAGUGGGAGUGGGAGGGUCGGAAAAGGGGAGAGGGAGAACCAGAAAGAGAGCUGGGCGGGGAGGCCGGCGGCGGCAAAACGGGCUUAUCUGUCGACGCUGCCGCAGCGGGAGCUGGUCGGGUUGCUGAUGGCGUGUUUGGAGGCGCAUCCGGACCUGCCCAUCUUCCCGGUUUCGCUGGGCGGUGAACACCACCAAGCGAGUACGGAGCCCGGGUCGCUUUUCGCGGGGACUACGACCGAAGGCUUGUUCUCACGCGCCGAGACGCAUCCUACGGGCCAGAUCAACUACGUGAGGAAGGUUGUGGGGAACGGAGCGGGCAAGGGAGGGAAAAGGAGGUCGGCGUCUGGUGGGAAGGGAAGUCAGAAAGAGGAGAGCCAGGAGAGGAUGAACGAGGAGGAUGAGGAGAGUGAUCCGCUUGCUGCGCUGUGGCCGCGGGCCGGGAUGGGCAUGUACGCCCGCCUGCCGCCGGACAUGGAGGAUGAUGGGCGGCUGGUGGAUGUGGGGGACUUUGAGGCGUUCAGUGUCAUUGUCUAUGAUGAACGGGGGAGGAAGAUUGAGGAGAAUGGCAUGAAGAAACAGCAGCAGCCCCAACCCGCCAAGGAAACGCGCCUGAAUGACCUUCCGCUGGAGAGCUGCCGCAUCCUCCAGGAUACCGAAGACGUUUCUAUCGACUACUUGGUGGCUAGCUACGCCCUCAUUCGACAGUGGUGUUGCUAUCAGGCGUACUUGCAGGGCGUAUGGGGCGAGUGUGCCUACGAUGGCUUGAACACUGCGGUUGCCGGCGCUGUUUCCAACUUGGCCAUCGCCAUGAUCCAGCGAUCUGCAGCGGAGACGUUUGUCGGCUUCCCUGGCGACGACGCUUAUGAGACCGUUAUACAAACCAUGACUGAGGGUGACCCGGAGAAGGCACAGGGCAUUCUCAAACUGUCCCGUCUGAACGUGGCGUAA